GACAUUGUAUUCAAAACGUACGUUCUUUUUUGUUUUGCGCACGCAAAUGGACGAGUAAAGCUGUUGUCGCGUGAAGGUGAGAAAUUGCAAAUUAACAUUUUUAGAAUGGCAGAUUCAAUUGAUGAGCUUUUUGACUGCUUUGAACAAGCUGAAGAGGAAAACGACUCCGAAGAAAAUGACAGAGAAUUUGACGAUGUUAAAAUCGAGCAGGGAAUUUCGGAAAUUGGCUUAGGUGGGCAUAAAAGACUAAACGAAGGAAAAGGUGAAUCUAAUUCUAAACGGGUCAAAGUGGACGUUGUGUGCGUUGAUGAUAUAAACUUUGAAGAAUUAAAAAAUAGAAUAAUUGUACACAGUAUUGACACUCUGGGCCUAUGUACUCAUGAAGUAGCUUGUCCUCCAAAUCAGAGUUACACCCCUCUUCAACCUCGCGUAGGGGAAGAGGCAAAAAUCUAUCCAUUUACAUUGGAUCCUUUCCAAAGGGAGUCAAUCCUCUGUGUAGACAAUAAUCAGUCAGUGUUGGUAUCUGCUCAUACAUCUGCAGGAAAAACUGUAAUUGCAGAAUAUGCAGUUGCGAAGUCUUUAAAAUGUAAGCAGCGUGUUAUUUACACGACACCUAUAAAAGCCCUUUCAAAUCAGAAAUAUCGUGAAUUUCUUGAUGAGUUUAAAGAUGUUGGUUUAGUUACUGGCGACGUAACUAUAAAUCCAAGCGCUUCAUGUCUUAUAAUGACAACUGAGAUAUUGAGAAAUAUGCUCUAUAGAGGUUCAGAGAUUAUGAGGGAAGUCGGUUGGGUAAUAUUUGAUGAGAUUCAUUAUAUGAGAGACAAGGAAAGAGGUGUUGUUUGGGAAGAAACAUUAAUUUUGCUUCCUCAUAAUGUACACUUUGUAUUUUUGUCUGCAACAAUUCCCAACGCGAGGCAAUUUGCCGAGUGGGUUGCUCAUUUACAUCAGCAGCCCUGUCACGUUGUCUAUACUGAUUAUAGACCCACUCCCUUACAACAUUUUGUUUACCCAGCCGGUGGAGGUGGUAUACAUAUGGUAGUCGACGAAUCAGGAACAUUUAAGGACGAUAGUUUUAACACGGCAAUGGCAGUCUUGCAAAACUCUGGCGACGAAGCAAAAGGCGACCAAAGAGGUAGAAAGGGUGGAUUUGCAAACAAGGAUCCAAGUCAAACAAACAUAUUUAAAGUUGUCAAAAUGAUUAUGGAACGUAACUUUGCUCCUGUUAUAGUUUUCAGCUUUAGCAAAAAAGAUUGUGAACUUUAUGCCACCCAAAUGACUAAAUUGGAUUUUAACACAACUGCUGAGAAACAAUUAGUGGACGAAGUGUUUAAUAAUGCAAUGGACGUCCUUACGGACGAAGAUCGCCAUUUGCCGCAAGUUGAAAAUCUGUUACCUUUGCUGCGACGGGGCAUCGGCAUCCAUCACGGUGGCCUUUUGCCCAUUUUGAAAGAAACUAUUGAAAUUUUGUUUGGCGAGGGACUGAUCAAAGCCUUGUUUGCGACCGAAACCUUUGCUAUGGGUUUAAAUAUGCCUGCGAGGACUGUGCUUUUUACUGGAAUAAAAAAAUUCGAUGGGCGUGACUAUAGAUGGAUCACAUCUGGAGAAUACAUUCAGAUGUCAGGCAGGGCGGGUAGAAGGGGCAUCGACGAUAAAGGUAUUGUUAUUAUGAUGGUCGAUGAAAAAGUGCCACCUUCUGUGGGAAAAGACAUAGUCAAAGGAUUGCCCGACCCGAUUAAUUCCGCGUUUCAUUUGACAUACAAUAUGGUGCUCAAUCUUCUCAGAGUUGAAGAAAUUAAUCCGGAGUACAUGUUGGAAAGAUCUUUCUUUCAGUUUCAGAACCAAACAAAUAUUCCAGGGUUUUAUGACACAUACAACAAAAAAUUAGAGGAGUACAAUUCCUUUCAAGUGGAAAACGAAGGUCAAAUCGCUUCCUAUUAUAAUAUUCGCAAGGAACUCGAUGCGUUAGGUACCGAAUUUAGAGUUUAUCUAACGAAAUCGCAAUAUUUAAUUCCGUUUAUGCAACCAGGCCGUUUAAUUAAGAUCAAAACACAAGAAUGGGAAUAUGAUUGGGGUGCAGUGGUCAAUUUUAAAAAAGUUCAGGAAAUCCAACCUCCAAAGAGGGGCGGCAAGCAACGCACAAAACCCACCACAAAAGUGCAGUUAGACGUUUUGUUGCAUGUUAUUCCAGACUCUAAUGACGAAAACGUUAUCCCUAAGCCUUGCACAGAUGAACAAAAAGGAGAGAUUGAAAUUGUUUCGGUCGAUUCAAAAUUUGUCACUCAUAUUUCGUCGGUGCGCUUGUUUUGUCCCCAAGAUUUGAGAUCCAAGGAAAGUAGAAAAGGCAUGUAUAAAGCCAUAAAAGAGGUUAAAAAACGUUUUCCGGAUGGACCUCCUUUGCUAGACCCUUUAAAGGACAUGAAGAUACAGGAAGCCGAGUUUUUGGAAAUCGUAAAAGGGAUUGAAAAACUUGAGAAAAAGAUGAAUGAGCACCCCAUGCACAAGAAUCCACUGUUAGACACGGAAUACGACAAAUACGAACGAAAAGUUGUUUGCGAGACGGAGCUCGCUGUUGCUAAGCAAAAAUUGCUUAACGCAAAAUCUAUUUUGCAACUUGACGAACUAAAAUGCAGAAAGAGGGUGCUUAGGAGAUUGGGGUAUUGCACUGAAGCUGACGUCAUUCAGCUCAAAGGACGAGUGGCUUGCGAAUUGAGUAGCGCCGACGAGUUGUUGAUAACGGAAAUGAUGUUCAGCGGUAUGUUUGGGAAGUUAACACCACAGCAGUCAUGCGCUUUGCUUAGUUGCUUUGUGUGCGACGAAAGAAGCAACGAAGCUCCAACGCUGUCAGAUCAGCUGUCCGGACCCCUUCGACAGAUGCAGGAUUUAGCACGCAAAAUUGCAAAGGUUAGUACGGAAGCUCGAUUGCCGUUAGACGAAGAUUUAUACAUUGAGCAAUUUAAACCGAGCUUAAUGGAUGUGGUGUUUUCGUGGUGUAACGGUGCUUCCUUCAGCGAAUUGUGUAAGGUAACGGAAAUAUUUGAGGGCUCGAUCGUGCGAUGUAUGAGGCGUUUGGAAGAGCUUCUGAGGCAGAUGGUACAAGCGUCAAAAACUAUCGGCAAUGUCGAGUUAGAGGACAAAUUUAACACCGCUAUAAAAAUGAUUAAAAGAGACAUAGUGUUUUCAUCAAGUUUAUACUUGUAAAUAUUAAAACCUGCAAAGACGAGGUUUGAGAACAAAUGUAUACCGUAAAUACAAUUUUAAUCUAUAUUAACAAUGAAGUUUUAAUAUUUUGGGGAAGUUAUUAUUGUUAUUAAAAUUUAAUAGAUUGCGAGAAAGUUUUCAAGUAAUCACUUACUGUGGAUAUUGGCGGUAGAUCCCGAUCCCCUUGUAAUCCCGUCCCCUAUACUUUUCAUUAA
This is a messenger RNA of Cylas formicarius (sweet potato weevil), 3413 nucleotides long. It is a transcript of the gene Mtr4, whose product is annotated as exosome RNA helicase MTR4. Bases 106 to 3198 code for a protein of 1030 amino acids. Gene Ontology annotation, biological process: RNA catabolic process; maturation of 5.8S rRNA. Gene Ontology annotation, cellular component: nucleus. The transcript has 14 exons. The record is from RefSeq and is a predicted model, not a curated record. NCBI's taxonomy places the organism in Eukaryota, Metazoa, Arthropoda, Insecta, Coleoptera, Brentidae. Gene Ontology annotation, molecular function: RNA binding; RNA helicase activity; ATP binding.